Acaulospora colombiana is the source of this 1452-nucleotide messenger RNA. NCBI's taxonomy places the organism in Eukaryota, Fungi, Glomeromycota, Glomeromycetes, Diversisporales, Acaulosporaceae. The record is from the annotation of a GenBank genome assembly.
AUGGGCAAACCUCCUAGAUACGAGACAGGAAGCGAUAGAUAUGAUAAUCCAGGUGGAAGAAUAAAAGCAAUAAAAACGUGGGAUGACAUUGAACACGAUUCUGAAGACGAAUUUCACGCCGGAAGAGAAAAGAUCUUACUAGACACGUAUGAGGAUCAAGACUAUGGUAUUGCUGAUGAGAAGUUUGAUGAAACCGAGUUAUCAGAGGAAGAAGUAUUUGCACUGGAGACUGGAGGUACUUCCGAGGAUGAUGAUAAAGGUGGGGAAUUCGGUGAAGAUUCGGAAACUUCAAGUGGAGAAGGUUCAAAUUUGGAUGCGACUUGGGGUAGUCGCAAAAAAUAUUAUUACGACGCCGAUGAAGUCGACGAUUUGGAAGAAGCAAGGGAGGAAGAGAAAGAAGCAUUGAGAUUACAGAAAAAAAGAAUCAAUCAAAUGAGCGAAGAAGACUUUUUGGAGCACGGAGAGUUAUCAGGAUUUAAAGUGAGUGACAAAACUCGUAAGGAUGAAAUCGACGGAGAUUUUCGCCAAAUUCUUCUCGACAGGAACUUACGAGAACAUCCUGUAAUUAAUGCGCUCGUUGAAUUGAAAGUUACUUUGGACAAAUUGGACAAAUUGGAGCUGAGCGUUGGGAGUCUCAUUAAGACAUUUAUAGACGACCUUGAUCAAACGGACGAAGUUUCUACAAAUAUUGAGGUCGAAAAAAUGGAUAAGGGAGAACAAGAGGAAGAACCACAAUCAUUAGUUUACGAUAAAGAUGAAGAAAUUUCGCAAGUACAACCGACACUUGUAGUCGAAGAAGAAUUUGUCAGUUUUAAAAAACCAUCGAACAAGAGAAAACUGGAAUCCACGGACUUUGGUGAUCUUGACACUUUGGACGACGUUGAUGCAGAAGAUAAAGCACAGAGAAGGAAAUCCUUAAGGCAUUACGUUGCAAGAAUUGAUCAGAAACUGGUAAAGCAUGACAGAGCAAUACUUCAGAGCGGAGAUGUCGACGUCCCUUACAAAGAUCCAAAUAAUUCUAAAAAUAACAAAAUACCUGGAAAUAAGGAAGAAAAUGAUGCAGAUUUGGAUGAUCAAUAUUUGAAUGAUGAUAUAAAUGCGGCUAUUGAUAUCGGUAGUGAAGAUGAUUUCUAUAAAGCCGUGAAAAAUGCCAAGAAAGCAGCGAAGGAAAAGACAAUUCAGUCCGAGAAAUCAGAGAUUAUUUAUGAAGAUGAAACUCUUCCCGAUGGUGCCAAACGUCAAAUCAACUACCAGAUUCUUAAGAAUAAAGGUCUUACCCCUCGUCGCAAGAAAGAACAGCGAAACCCACGUGUCAAACAUCGAAGUAAAUAUGAGAAGGCAAAGAAAAAGAUUAAAAGUUUCAAGCGUGUGUUUACACAACUGGAAGGUUCCUACGGAGGUGAGAAGACAGGUAUCAAAACGGACUUGUCUAGGAGCAUUAGAUUUCAUUGA